AGAGCAACGUGAGUGUAGGCGAGAAAGAUGGGUGACGUCAGACUGUGCAUGCUGUCCAGAAGUACAUAAUAUAUUUUUACCUUAUUUAUUUUAUUUUUACCUGUAUACAGGUAUCUUUCUGCGGCAAUGGGUCAUUUGCGUUUAGCGAAGUGAAGUCCUGUUGCCAGUUCUUUUGAAUGCUCGCUUAAAGUAACGUUCACCUGGGUUAGCGUAGCAAGCUAACAUUAGCGGUCGUAAUGACUGUGUGUCUGGCAGCCGCCGCGCUGCGUGUUUCGUGAAUUAAACAUGUCUCGUUUAAAACCGUUUAAACUGCAUAUCUAGUUCAGCUUUCAGACAUGCAAGCGCCACGGUCUGCACCUGUGGCCGAAACAGGGGGGCUCGGUGGAGGGGAGAACGCAGCGGCUGUGGGGGAUUCCAGUAAUGAUACUAAAACACAUUUUCGAGUCUGCCGCUUCAUCAUCGAGACAGGAGUGAAGUUGGGCAUGCGGUCAGUCCCUGUGGCCACUGCAUGUGCUCUGUACCACAAGUUCUUCCAGUCAGCCAGCUUAGAGGUCUAUGAGCCAUACCUAGUAGCUAUGUCCUGCAUAUACCUUGCAGGUAAAGUGGAAGAACAGCACCUCAGGACAAGGGACAUUAUUAAUGUCUGUCACAGGUAUUUCCACCCUGGACGUGAUCCGCUGGAGCUGGACAGCAAGUUUUGGGAGCUGCGAGACAGCGUGGUGCAGUGUGAGCUCCUCAUUCUCAGACAGCUCAACUUUCAAGUGUCCUUUGAGCACCCUCAUAAGUACUUGCUACACUACCUGCUGUCUGUGAGGAGUUUGCUGAAUCGUCAUGCCUGGUCUCGGACACCCAUCGCGGAAACAGCCUGGGCCCUGCUCAAAGACAGCUACCAUGGGCCAGUUUGUGUCCAGCAUCGACCCCAGCACCUCGCCCUCACUGCACUGUACCUCGCUCUGCACACAUAUGGAGUGCAGGUCCCCAGAGGGGAAAGGGAAUGGUGGCAGGUUCUUUGUGAGGAUGUUACCAGAACUCAAAUUGAAGACAUAAUGACUCAACUGCUGCAGCUCUAUGACAUGGAGGCCAAGUGCACAUGAAUGCAAAGCAAAUGAGGACCAAAAUUCAGCAUUUUUCCCCAAAGCCAAACAACUACAGACCAUACAGAUCAUGGUCCAAUUCCCAGGAAGGGUUCUUCUUGAUCAUCUCGUGAUUUGGACCCCUGCAGUUGGAUUUCAGCGCAGCUAAUGAAAUUAAAAUGUUAAAGCAGCCGUGCCAAUGUCUGCGCUGGACAGCGCUGUCAGGAAGAUGCGAGGUAGGAUGGAGAAGGCCGGAGUGUGUGAGUCACCAGGUGACAGUCUGAAAAACAGGCUUUAGCCACAGCACAUCAAUCAGCUCCCAAGCUCAUGCCCUACUUUCUUCUUCUCCUACCUCGUUCCAUUUUCUCCUGGAAGAGAAGAGAGAAGGAGAAAGUGAGAGAAAAAAAAAAAAGAAUAAAAGGAGAGAAGUAACAGUGCCAACCGAUCCCUAGAGCUGGACUGCGACUUGAGGUAAAGCAGCCAAAUCUGGGGCAGAGCUUUGAUAUUUUAUAAUUUAAUUACUCUCUUCCUCUCCCAUUAGAAUUUAUCCCUGAGGUUCCCUGAAGUUACAUUAUAGUACAGUAUAAUACUGUAAAUGAUGGUUGCGUCAGACAGGAUUGGGUUAAAUCAGACUGAAAAUGGACGGACAGAAGUUUUUUAUAAUGUGCUACAAUUCAUUGUUUUUUUCCAGUAUUCUUUGUUUCUUUGGUUGCCAUUAAAGUGUUUUCUCUAACUUCUUUGCAUUAAAGGUCCCAUAUGGUAAAAUUC
Messenger RNA from Colossoma macropomum (tambaqui), 1841 nucleotides. RefSeq names its product cyclin Q (gene ccnq). The transcript has 5 exons. Lineage: Eukaryota; Metazoa; Chordata; Actinopteri; Characiformes; Serrasalmidae. The record is from RefSeq and is a predicted model, not a curated record. Gene Ontology annotation, biological process: regulation of transcription by RNA polymerase II. The coding region runs from base 336 to 1094 and encodes 252 amino acids. Gene Ontology annotation, cellular component: nucleus. Gene Ontology annotation, molecular function: cyclin-dependent protein serine/threonine kinase regulator activity.